Molecule: messenger RNA, 2740 nt
Organism: Homalodisca vitripennis (glassy-winged sharpshooter)
Lineage: Eukaryota; Metazoa; Arthropoda; Insecta; Hemiptera; Cicadellidae
Product: melanotransferrin-like
Exons: 15
Coding region: 1-2136 (711 amino acids)
Biological process (GO): iron ion transport
Cellular component (GO): recycling endosome; plasma membrane; early endosome
Source: RefSeq, a predicted model, not a curated record
AUGAACUCUGUUCCAGAUACGUUAUGUGUGCUGCCGAAAACUCCCAGCUACUAUUCUGCAGCUCAGAUCUGCGAGAAGCUUGACACCACUCCGUUUCGGUGUAUCAUUGGCGUGGACAGGCUCGACUGCAUGAAGAAAGUCAGUUUGAAUGAAGCAGACUUUGCAGUAUUUGAAGCUGAAGAUCUGUUGAUUAGUGCGGAUGAUGUGCACUUAACAGACGUUCUGAUCACUCAUAGGAUUCACGCUUCUGAACAAAAGAAAUGGGAGUAUGGAGUCGUAGCAGUGGUGUCCAACAAAGCUAACAUAUCACAGCUGUCUGAUCUGAAGGGUAAAAGAUUGUGUCAUCCAGGCAACAACCCGUUCUCCGCCAACUAUGACUGGAGUGAGGUGUUCUCAUUGUAUUUUGAGAAUCGUGUUGCCCCCCAACUCUGCGACAAGGGGGUCUCAGUUGAAGAAAAUCGCAUUAAAGCCUUAGCAGAGUUCUUCGGAGAAUCUUGCAAAGCUGGAGUAUGGGCUGCAGACCCAGAGAUCGAUGCACAACUUAAGAGUCGGUACAAGAGCAUGUGCGGUCUGUGUGAUGUGCCCAGUGUGUGCUCUCAGAGAGACAAGUACUGGGGCCGACAAGGUGCUCUCUACUGUCUGUCCGACUGCCUGGGUGACAUCGCUUGGUCCAUGCUGAAAGAUGCAAAACUACACUUCAGUCAAGUCGGAGUCUCUGUGUGUGAAGAUGUCAGUCUGCUAUGUCCUGAUGGCUCCACGAAACCUUUGAAUUCGUCAGAUCCUUGCGUCUGGGUGACACGACCUGUACCUGUCAUUGCUGCGAAAAGAGCAAAGGCUGAAGACAUUCAGAAAACGUUGAAGCAAGUCCUGGCAAUGCCUGACACUCCUGAUGACUUCAUAAGAUUGUUGGAGUCAAAUGUGAUGGUCCCACCGUUGGAACUGACACCCUCUUUGACACCGAAUGACUAUUUAGCAAGCGCUCCUGGAUACCUGAGUGCCAACGCCAUGUCAAUAUGUGGCCAGGGCGCACGAGCCGUCAGUGUUUGCGUCAGCACUUUACAGGAUAAGAUUAAGUGCGACUGGCUGUCUUCUGUAGCUCGAGUGUACGGGUUGCAGCCAUCACUCUCCUGUCUGUAUGGUGCAGAUUGUCUCUUCUCAGUAGCCAACAAAUCAGCAGAUGUUGUUAUAGUUGAUACUGAUACUCUGAUGCCAGCUGUCAGGGACCACAAUCUGAAGCCACUGUUGGUGCAGUUGCCAAUACAGCUAAAGAAGGCCAAGACUGUUUCAGCAGUUGUCAAAACAAACUCCAGUUUUAAGAAACUCUCAGAUUUGAAAGGAAAGAAAGCAUGUUUUUCUUCUGUCGAUGGAAUGGGUUGGACCUCUUUUACAAUAAAAAUGCAGAAGACUGAUUCUUUAGAAAAAGUAUGUCCGUACACCAAAGCAAUUUCAAAGUUUUUCUCUGAAAUUUGUGUCUCAAAACCAAGUCCGGAUGUUUAUGGUUACUCCAAUAUCAAGAUAUGUCCAGCAGAAUAUAACGAGAUAUCUUAUGAUGAAGGAGAGAUACAUGAACUGUCUUAUGAUGAUGAAGCUGUAGCGUUUCAAUGCCUUGCUAUUGGAGGAGGAGACGUGGCAUUUAUUUCAACAGAUUCAAUUCCACAAUUUUUAGAGCACAUGAAGGGCAAUCCGGAGGCCGAGGGGUUGACGGUGGACAGCUUCCGAGCUCUGUGUGACAGCAGCUCAGCCAAACAUGAGUGUCAACUCAGCUGGGGCAGUUACAGUCAGGUCAUGGUGCGAGAUAAAAUCCUACUCUCACGGGAAGAAGACGUGAGGUCUUUGUUCACAGGAUUGAACAACUUGUUCGGUCACAUCAAUACACCCUCCACCCGCACGUUCAAUAUGUUUGAGAAAUCUAACAGCCUCUUCGACACAUCGGCUUACAGUUCGCUAGAAAGUGUACAGCAGCGCUUGGAGCAGAUCGAGGAUUUCCUGAAAAAGGCAAAGCUUCGACCUGACAACUACGAGAUCGCUGUAAGAUCAAUGAACAAGUGCUCCACUCCUUCAAGCGCCAGCAGAGUUUCUUUAUCUUUGACUACGCUUUUGGUUUUUAUUUGUUUGAUAUUACGUAAUAAUAAUUAACAAUUAGACGUCUAAUAGACAGACGUUUCUGAAGACUGAAAACUUAACAGUUUUUUCUACAUGAUAUAAGCUACUUCUAUAAUUUUUAUUACUUAAUAAAUUAUGUGUAACUUAGAUUUUAUACUGAAUAUUUGUCAUUUUUAAACUAAAGAAGUAAUCUAUUUGACAAUAGGAUGCAUUUAUAUAUUUACUGUUUAAAAUUUCCCCUGUUAGUAUUAAAAUAGCGUUUAUAAUAUUUCAAGUUUAAAAUUAAAUAAAAAUUUAAGUAUUUUAUUUUCUUGACUUUGAUAGGUGUUUUUUGUAAACUAUGAUAUAGUGACUGUAUAGUGUAAACUAUGAUCAAAUUUACAUAUUUGUAACAUUGUACUUUUGCAAUAGUAAUAGAUAUGCUGUGUGUUUUUAUUAUAUUGUUUAUUAAGUCAUGUAACAUGAGAAUAUAGGUUUAAAGAUUGAAUUAUCAAUAGAGUAAUUAUAAGGAAUUCAAUUGUAUGGAAUGCAAAUAGAUGUAAAUAGCUCAACACCAAAUAUGCCAUUGUUUAUGUUUGUACUUUUAACUAUAUUAACAAAUAUUUUGAUUUGUAUAUAAAAUGUUAUUACAUUCAAA